Molecule: messenger RNA, 402 nt
Organism: Rotaria sordida
Lineage: Eukaryota; Metazoa; Rotifera; Eurotatoria; Philodinida; Philodinidae
Source: the annotation of a GenBank genome assembly
AUGUAAGCAAUACUUAGUGGACAACAAUGUAGUUCAGCAGCUCAAUUUGUAAAAAUUGCUCAAUCCAAAACAGAUAGUAUCAAUGUUAUUGAAUUAGAAGAUAUUCAUAUUGAAAAUUCAAAGGUAAAAAUGGAAAAAAUUUUUCAAUCAAUAAAGACAGUACCAGAAACAAAAAAAAUUCAUUCAGUGAAAGUACUUCAAAAUAACACAAUUGAAUAUAAAUAUUAUUCGAACAGUUCAACAAAAAAAACUUAUCGAUUUUUAAAUUAGAACAAAUUGUAUAUAUAUAUCGUUUUUCAUUUGAUUAAGUGCCACGUUAUUUGACAUAGUAAACCUAUAUCUCAUCAACAUCUAUGUAACGCAAAUAAGAUUGUUGUAUAUGUAGAGUAGUUAGUUUGUAUU